AUGAAGCUGAUGUAUAUAUUUUUGCUACUAAUCACGUGUGCCGAAUGUUACAAUUAUAUUUUUGUGGCGACCAACGUUGGACGGAGUCAUGUGGCUUACAUUGAGAGGAUCGCGAAUGUGCUUCAUGAGAGGAAACAUCGGAUUGUAAGUGUUUUUGUUUGUUCUUGAUGGUUUAGGCAACUCUUUAUGGACUUUAUCUACUGUGAUGUUGCGAAAGCCAAUUUUUUUAGGUUACUUUAAUUUUAAGGCAUAAAAACAAGUUUAAGAUUGAAUUUGUGCGGUUUGAGUCAGUUUCAUCAUGGAUAACAUAAAAUUUUGCAAAAAUUUAACGGUUUUUGAUAUUUUUUGUUUGUUACUGGUGUUGAAGCUAGUAUUUUUGACUUAUAAAGGUUAUUUAAAAGUAACAAGAUAAGUUAUAUGAAUUUUGAGGUACUGAUCUGUUUUGUUAUGGGUUACAUAUGAGUUUGAAGGUUUUUUGUGUUUGUGGCAGUUUAGAUUCUUAUUGUAAUGUUUAUAGAAGUUUAUUGAAGGAAUUUGGAUAAAAUAUGUUGAGGUUUAAAUAUUAGUUUGUAUUUUGAUUUGUUUUUAUGUGCAUAGAUUACUUUUGUUAUGGUCAAUAUAUUUUUUUGGUAAAAUUUGGUGGUUUUUUUUAAUGAUUUUGAACUGAACAUUGUUUAUAAAUUUAUGGUAGUUCUUGUUGCGAUUUAUAACUAUUUUUACGUGCCUAAAACUUUUAAUUUUUCUAAAAACUCAAUUUUUUGUCAAAUUUUUGUUGUUUUAGGACUUUGUUUUUGCCCCGACUAACAACUUUACCACCUUCACGUCCAGCGUUUUGAAUGUCACGAAAUUGGAAAUGCCAAGGCUUAAUGAGACUACGGAGUUGUUUCUGGGGUCUAAUCUGUACGACUUUGCUUUCACUAACCAAUCUUUGGCGGACAGGCAACUGGGCCCUAUUAUCAGCAUGUUCAUGACGUAUUGUGAAGGUGAGCAGUUGUUUAUAGGUUCAUAUAGGGUUGUUGAUGAUUCUUUUGGUUUGGCUUUAAGAUUUUUAUUUUUUUUUUUUUUUAAUAUUAGGAAUAUAAGUCUUUUAUUGAAAAAAUUUAAAUUUUUUUAAAAGUUGAAAGUUCAAUUUUUUUAUUAAAAUUUAGGUUUUCAGACCUUCUGGCCAAUAAAACCUUGAAGCGGAUGUUUGAAGAGAACAAGUAUGAUGGUCUUUUCGUGGAAAGCAUUGAUACAUGUGCAGUGGCACUCUCAGACAUCUACAAUGUGUCGUUGUUCAUCAUGUCAGCUAUGCCAUUCUCCGAAACUUUGGCUUAUUCUUUAGGAAUUCCUUAUAAUCCUAGUGUUUUACCACGUAAGUUAAGGUUUUGUUUCUCACAUUUUUUUGAAAAUUUUGGAGUUUCUCGAAAUUCAAAAGCUUAAAUUUCGAUUUUUUCUAUUCUCAUUUGAUACCUAAAUUAAUAUUAUUUCAGUCACCAGAUUAGCUCCACCAAACGGAAUCGAAAGCUUUUAUGACCGUUUAACGAACAUUUUCUUGUACCAUGUCGCAACGUUAUAUGUUCACUUUAAAUUUAAACGAUUUUACGGCGAUCACAUCCCAACAACGGACACACUCCAUCGUAGAGCUCCUUUGAUCCUAGUGAACAGUAAUGAAUAUGUUGAUUAUCCAAAAGUCUUCGGUGCGAAACAGGUCAAUGUGGGAGGUUUGGGACAUAAUCCACUGGAGAUCAAGCUGGAAAAGGUGGGGGUUUUUAAAAAGCUUAGGUUUUGCAUUGGAAAUGAGGAUUUUCAAUUUUUUGGAUUUUUUGCUAAACUUUUUUUUAAUUUUAAAUUAGUUUUUUAAUUUUAAAAAAUUUCAGAAAAUUGAAAAGAUCUUCAAUGCUUCCAAAAAAGGCGUCAUCUACUUUUCUUUUGGAACGGUGACAGACUACACCAAGAUGCCAAAGGAAGUGGCUGAUAACGUUGUCAAGACUGUUAAAUUGCUUCCUGAUUAUGAAUUUAUUUGGUCGUUUUCGGCUAAAAUCGACCACGAUGCACCGAAUCUUCAUACCUUUGCUUGGGUUGAUCAGAAUGCCAUUUUGAGUAAGCUUAGAGGUUUUUCUGGGUUUUUGGUGGUUUGGGAGUUAUGAUAUGUGGAUUCAUUAAUUCUUUUCGUUUUGGAAUUUUUGAAAAUUUUGCUUUUUUGGAUCCGUUAAUUCUUUCGUUUUUUAAAUUUUUUUUGAUUGCUGAAAGUCUUAUCUGGAAAUCUUGUAGCUUUUAAAUUUUUCUUCUCAUUACCUCAUAGUAACUUUCUAGAUCAUCCAAAAACCAAAGCCUUUAUCACUCAUUGCGGUCUGAACAGUCUAAAUGAAGCAGCAUUUGCUGGUGUGCCAAUGGUGUCGAUUCCAUUGUUUAGUGAUCAAACCCAUAACAAUUAUAUUGUGGUUCAAAAGGAGAUUGGCGUUUAUUUGGAUAAAUUUCACAUCUACGACAUUAUUCUGAAGGAUGCGUUGAAGAAGGUCUUGUACAAUGAAACGUAAGCUAUAAAAUUGAUUAUUGGGAAAGGAAGUACUCUACUUUGUUCUGUCUUACCCUACCUUACUUUACUUUAUUUGGAGGUGGGAGCUUUUUAAUUUAAAAAAAUGUUGAACGGGGGUCUUUUGAGAAAAUUUUAAACUUUUUAUUAUUUCAGAAUCCGCCAAAACUCGAAAGAUCUCAAAGACCUCUUAUCUGGCAUCAGCCCUAAGCAACGUAUCUACGAAGCAGUAGAACGUGCCACCAGGUUCCCAAAAAUCUACGAGAAACUCAAGUUGCCAGCGUCGGAAAUGUCUUGGUUCUUCUACUUUGCAGUGGACUUUUUCCUUAUCGUCUUUCUUAUUGCAGUCAUUGUUAUCACCGCACUUGGGUUGGCAUUAUAUUACACAUGUCCUUGUGGUUGCAAAAAGUUUAAGACUUGGUAUCAAAAUUGGCAAACAAGGGACGAUGAUGAUGGUGAUGACAAUGAUGACCAAAAUAAACCGAAACGCAAAAGCAAGAAGUUUUAUCAACCAAUGGAUAAAAAACGAAGGUAG
Messenger RNA from Bursaphelenchus okinawaensis, 3050 nucleotides. NCBI's taxonomy places the organism in Eukaryota, Metazoa, Nematoda, Chromadorea, Rhabditida, Aphelenchoididae. The record is from the annotation of a GenBank genome assembly.